AUGAGCAAAUCUCUAAUCAAUUAUUGUUUUCCGAUAAUCCGUAGACGCCAAGCAAUUAGCACUCUCGUCUUCUGGGAGAACGGAUCCACUAAAACCCUAUGUGGCUCCAAGAAACAUGUCGCCGGAGAAAUCAUGUUCGAGUUUCCUGAUCAACUUGUGUGCCACGCAGACUCUUUCUUCAUCGGUCGUCCGGUUCCAGCUCUAGCCAUGGACGACUACCUCAUCCCAGGUCAAACCUACUUCGUCUUACCGAUCGAACGUUUCGCCUACAGAAUCUUAACCACUUCGUGUCUCUCAAUCUUCAACUCAAAUCAUGAAAUUAUUCGGUCAAAUAAUCCACCGUUGAAUUUCACCGCCCCGUCGAGUCCACCACCGUUUGAAUAUUCCAAGGGACUAAACGGGAAGAUUCUGAUCAAAGUUUCUCCGAAUUUUAUCAUCAGUCUUAUAUGUAAAAACAGUAACAACAGCAGAGAAGAGGCUAUGAUAGAUUGUGGUGAAAGGACUGAGAUUUGUAACUCUCCCGAGUUAAAGAAGCAGUACGAUCAGCUUGUCGGAACGAGAGAACACAUAUGGUCACCGCAGUUGCAGACGAUCUCCGAGCAUGAGAUUAGGGUUUCUCCAUUAAGGUUCUUGGGGAUUAUUCGGAGACAACAAGAAGUGAAUUGA
Microthlaspi erraticum is the source of this 666-nucleotide messenger RNA. Lineage: Eukaryota; Viridiplantae; Streptophyta; Magnoliopsida; Brassicales; Brassicaceae. The record is from the annotation of a GenBank genome assembly.